Messenger RNA from Candidula unifasciata, 540 nucleotides. The record is from the annotation of a GenBank genome assembly. Lineage: Eukaryota; Metazoa; Mollusca; Gastropoda; Stylommatophora; Geomitridae.
AUGGCGUAUGACUACCAUGGUCUGUGGGAGAACGUCACUGGCCUGGGAUCGCCGCUGGAUGCACCCGAGGGUGAUCUCCUGAACGUUAGAUCCACAAUGAACUAUUACCUGCAACAUGGAGCCUCGAAGGAAAAGCUAAUUGUUGGAUUAGGCGUGUAUGCUCGGACAUGGUCACUGAUUCCUGAAUCUACUUAUACAGGUGUUGGGGCUCCAGCUGUAGCUGGAGGUAUUGCUGGGAUGUACACGAGGGAACCAGGCGUACUUGCUCACUAUGAGGUCUGCAACCUGUUGAAAAAUGGCUACACAGCGCAGCUAGACCCCCAGGGAAAGGUCAUGUACGCUUACAAAGGAAAUCAAUGGGUUACUUACGAGGAUCGAGAGACUAUCGGGUUCAAGCUCAACUACAUCUUAGAAAAUGACUUUGGAGGCGCUAUGAUCUGGUCGUUGGAUCACGACGAUUUUACCGGGUCGUUCUGUCAAGAAGGCGUCAACCCUUUAAUCACUGUCAUUUCAGGCACUUUGAUCAACGCCCCUGAGUGA